Messenger RNA from Drosophila eugracilis, 1779 nucleotides. RefSeq names its product juvenile hormone esterase. The transcript is spliced from 4 exons. Bases 9 to 1751 code for a protein of 580 amino acids. Lineage: Eukaryota; Metazoa; Arthropoda; Insecta; Diptera; Drosophilidae. The record is from RefSeq and is a predicted model, not a curated record.
CUGGCAGAAUGUGGCGUCUCUGCGGAUUCGUUCUGCUUGCUUGUGGUCUUAUUUUUGGCCAAACCAGUGUGGAGGAUCUCAGCAAGGCUGCACCGGAUGAGGAUGACCCAAUUGGGAGUAAUAAAGAGCUCUCGGACCUGGUCAUCACCACAGCUCUGGGCAAGAUCCGCGGUACCAUUCUGCCCUCCCAAUCAGGUCGCAAUUUCUACGCCUUUCGUGGAAUUCCAUACGCUAAACCACCGGUGGAUCGCCUUCGUUUCCAGCCCCCUGAACCUGUGGAGCAAUGGUUUGAUAUUCUAGACGCCACCUUUGAUGGUCCCAAGUGCCCUCAACUGGGUCUUAUUAGUGGCGAUGUGAGCGAGGAUUGCCUACGUGUUAAUAUAUACACUAAGGAGCUGCCCAGCGAGUCACAGCCGAAUAUACGAAGACCCGUGAUCGUCUUCAUUCACCCAGGAGGUUUCUACUCAUUAUCCGGUCAGAGUAAGAAUUUCGCGGGUCCUCAGUACUUCAUGGAUCGUCGAUUGGUCCUGGUUACGUUCAAUUACCGUCUGGGAUCACUGGGUUUCCUGGCAACAGGCAGCAAGGAAGCUCCUGGGAAUAUGGGACUUAAAGAUCAGGUGCAGCUCCUUCGAUGGGUCAAGCUGCACAUCUCUCGAUUCGGAGGAGAUCCGUCUUCCAUUACUCUUUUGGGUUAUGGCGCUGGUGCAAUGGCUGUAACCCUGCAUAUGGUUUCCCCCAUGUCAAGGGGUCUCUUUCAUAAAGCCAUCGUGAUGAGUGGAGCAGUCACGGGUCAGUGGGCAUUGCCGGACCACCAAAUGGAUGUGGCCACCAAGCAGGCAACGCUGCUCCACUGUCAUACGGAGAAUGUCACCGAAAUGGUUGAUUGCCUAAGGGGGAAACAUUACCUGGAAUAUGCAAACACCUUGCCAAAAAUGUUUGAGUUUGACAGGAACAAUCCUUUGAUUCUCUGGAAACCUGUUAUUGAGCCGGACUUUGGACAGGAACGGUUUCUGGUUGAGGAUCCUAUUAAAAGCUAUCAAAACGAUGAUUUCAUGAAGGUGCCUAUCAUAACGGGAAUGACCAAGGAUGAGUUUGUGGGACCAGCUUUAGCCAUCCUUCAAAGUCCCUCUCAGUUGAGCGCCCUCAACGAGAACUUCGAGUCUUUGGCUCCUGUAUUCUUUAUGUACAACUCAAGCGAUCCACGGGUGUCCAAUAUUACCCAAGAACUAAGGAAUCACUACUUCCAGCAGCAGCCCAUUGAAGCCAAUCGUUCCCUGGAGGCCUUGUCCAAUCUUUACUCAGAUGCUUUGACUGGUUUUGGCAUUCAUCGUUUUGUCCAUUUGGCUGCCAGAUCAACGAAGGUUUACUACUAUCGAUUUUCGUAUCCGGGUUCAAGGAGUCACAUUUAUUAUCCAGAAGAUGCACCCUAUGGGGUUGUUCACCAUGACGAUCUGAUGUAUCUGUUUGUGGAACCCUCCAUCAGUCGCAUGUUCACUGAAGAUGAUGACGAAUUCCGUAUGGUGGAUAUUAUGGUCAGAAUGUUCUCGGCCUUUGCUUAUAAGGGCGAUCCCAAUAAACCCACUGACUUGGCUCUGAGGGACAUCCGCUGGCGUCCUUUUAGCUUCAAGAAGAGAUACUACCUAGAUAUUGGCAAACACCUAACUCUUCAGGAGAACCUCAAUGCCGAACGCUAUGAGAUCUGGAAAAGACUCUUUCCCCUCAACUGGCGUCGCCAGACAAAAGAGGUUUAAGGGGUAGUGUUUAGCUUACAACUGUACU